AGUCAAGGAAUCACAGAAGAAGAAAAUUUUAGAGGCAAAUCUAAAAACGAAAAAGAAAAGCAAAAGAAUGAGUUGUGCAGUAGUUUCAGGUUCCGAAACCUGCUUUCACUUCUGCUCGAAACCCGACAAACCCACCAAAAAUUGCAUUCCUGAAACAGUUUCAAGCGUUUCCUUCGGUUCACAGUUGACAAAAUCAAGAAUUCAAAUCAAAACUCCACUUGGGAUUUCCAGAAACAAAAGGUGCAGAGCCAGUUUUAAGGCAUUUAAUUCAUCAACGCAAAGCACAGACAGUUUCUAUGAUUUGUUGGGAAUUACAGAAAGUGGAACAAUUGCUGAUAUAAAGAAAGCUUAUAAACAAAUGGCAAGAACAUAUCAUCCUGAUGUGUCUCCACCAGAGCGUGUGGAUGAAUACACCAGGAGAUUUAUAUUGGUUAAAGAGGCUUAUGAAACCCUUUCUGAUCCACACACCAGAGCUCUGUAUGAUCGAGAUUUAGCUAGUGGAAUGGGCUUCAAUUUCUCUGCUGGAAGAGGAUAUGAAUAUAACCAGAGAUCGGAAGAGAGACAUGGGGAGUGGAAAAUGAGGUGGCAGUCUCAAUUGAACGAUUUGAAGCAAAGAAAAACAAAUUCCGGAGAAAGAAUGUCUUGGGGAGCUCGAAUGCGAAGCCGAAGAUGAAAGCUGUGUAUUAGACUAUGAUAAUUUUUUCUUUUUCGAUUUUAGUGUCCCUAUGUAUAUUCUGAACUUUCUUGUUUUUACUAAUGAAAUAGUUAUUCACUUGAGUUUA
Messenger RNA from Olea europaea var. sylvestris, 782 nucleotides. Its product is annotated as chaperone protein dnaJ 20, chloroplastic-like. The record is from RefSeq and is a predicted model, not a curated record. Bases 68 to 673 code for a protein of 201 amino acids. The transcript is spliced from 2 exons. Gene Ontology annotation, cellular component: chloroplast. NCBI's taxonomy places the organism in Eukaryota, Viridiplantae, Streptophyta, Magnoliopsida, Lamiales, Oleaceae.